CGGCAGCCGGCGGAGGGAGCGGAGCCGCUGGAUGGAGACAUUAAGAAGCGGCGCCCGGCAGCGGCUGCGGGCAGAGCCGAGCGGCAGCCGCCGGGCCGGGCUGGGCUCUCCUCGGCCGGCACCGGCAUCACCGGAACCCGCCCCGGGCGGUACCGGCACCGCCGGAGCCCCCCCGGCAGCGGGGCCGGGCCGCGGGCAGCGCCCGGAGCCCCCCCGGCCCCGCCGCUCCCGGGGGCGGCCGCGGAUGGAGGCACCGAGGGAUGGAUGGAGCCAGGGAUGGAGCGGCGGCGGCGGCCGGGAGCAGGGCCCGGGGACGCCACGUGAGGGUGUUUGGCCCUGCUCAGAUGGGAGCUGCUGCCUGAAGACGAGUGAACCUCGGGGCUCAAUAACUGCAGAGCAAUUUGAAGACAAGCCCCCAAUCCAUAAUUGAUGGGCCCUUCAUUCAGCGCGCUCCCGCCGCUCCCGGACCUGUUCCCACCUCUCCAGGCGCAGAGGGAUGGAUAAACCUGGGUGAAGCUGGCAAAUUAUCGAGGAUUCCCUGCCCUGGGGACAGCUGACACCGCGCAGGGAGGUGGAGAUUUCUUGCCCUGGGAGUGAGCUGAAAGGGGUUUCCUUACACAAAGGGUCCCAGGCAGCAUUCCAGGCUCCAGGCGCGUCCAGGCACCUUCCAUUCUUCGUCUGAAAGGGCAGCGGUGCCGUUCCCGUUCCAGCGAUGCCUGACGGAGCCGGUGCCGCCGGGAGCGAGGAGCUGCGGCAGCUGAUCGGCUUUCAAAUCACCUUCAAACCUCGAUUUCCUUAACAUGAUCCCUCCAUCAGCGCAGUCCCCGGGGCACAGCCGGGGGACUUCGCCGCCAGGAGAAUAAACCGGGGCUGGAGGUGACAGCCAGCGCUGGAACACCCCGGCCACGACGCGGGGACUCAAAAUCCACCUCCCCCAGCACUCCCAAGACUUUUUUGGGUCGGGCAACAGCUUUGCACGACCUCGCCCUGCAGCUCUCACCCCAUUUGCUCGCCGGGAUUCACCUCCAAUCAAUCCCCUCCUUGGAGCAUCCCUGGAGCCGCAGAGCAGCUUCCCCGCGGCGCCGGCUGCCGGGGAAGGGAUGAAGACGCUAUGGCCAAGCUUUUGCUAAAACUCCAGCGGUAUUUCCGGCGCAAACCCGUGCGUUUCUUCUCUCUGCUGGCUCUGUACCUGGCGGCCGGUAGCUUGGUUUUCCUGCACUCCGGCUUCUCCGGGGAGCCCACGGUGCCGGGGAGCCCGCGGAGCUCCGCGGCCGCCGAGGGGCCGGGGCUGCCCUACCUGGGGGUGAUGCAGCUCAGCCGCGGCUUCAAGGCGGCAGCGACGAUGCCCCAGGGGGGCCGACGACACGGCCCCUGGUUCAAAAGCACCUCCAAGGAGCCGUCGGACCGGGGAAAAUCCCGGGAUAGCAGCGGCCCCCGGAGCCGGGCGCUCAGGAGCAGGAGCGGCCGCGAGAAGGAGGAGGACAGAGCCCGGUACAUCGGCUGCUACGAGGACAACACCCGGCAGAGGACCCUGCGUGGGAUGUCCUUCUUCGACUACAAGAAGAUGACGGUGUUCCGCUGCCAGGACAACUGUGCCGAGCGGGGGUACCUGUACGCGGGGCUGGAAUUCGGGGCCGAGUGCUACUGCGGGCACAAGAUCCAGGCGUCCAACGCCAGCGAAUCCGAGUGCAACAUGGAAUGCAAGGGAGAGCGGAGCAACACCUGCGGCGGGAUCAACCGGCUCUCCAUCUACCGCCUGGAGCUGGCCCAGGAAUCCGCCCGCAGGUAUGGAAGCGCGAUAUUCCGGGGGUGCUUCCGCCGGCCGGAAAACGUCUCCAUCGCCCUGCCCGCCAGCCAGCUCAUGCUCAACAUGUCUGUGGAUAAAUGUGUGGAUUUCUGCACAGAGAAGGAAUUCCCGCUGGCAGCGCUGGCGGGCACCACGUGCCGCUGCGGCUUCCCCAGCACGCUGUUCCCGCUGCACGAGCGCGAGGACGAGCAGCUCUGCGCGCACAAAUGCGCCGCCGAGGAGUUCGAGAGCUGCGGCUCCGCUGAGUUCCUGCUGGUCUACCAGACACAAGUGCAGGACAACCGCUGCAUGGACAGGAGGUUCCUGCCCAGCCGCGCCAAGCAGUUGGUGGCCCUGGCCAGCUUUCCUGGAGCUGGGAACACCUGGGCCCGGCACCUGAUCGAGUUGGCCACCGGCUUCUACACCGGCAGCUACUACUUCGAUGGCUCCCUGUACAACAAAGGAUUCAAGGGCGAGAGGGACCACUGGAGGAGCGGCAGGACCAUUUGCAUCAAGACGCACGAGAGUGGGCAGAAGGAGAUCGAGUCCUUCGACUCAGCCAUCCUGCUCAUCCGCAACCCCUACAAGGCCCUGAUGGCCGAGUUCAACCGCAAGUACGGGGGACACAUCGGCUUCGCCGCCCACGCCCACUGGAAGGGCAAAGGUAGGGCAGGGAAUCCUCGGGGAGAGCUCCAGCCCAGCUGCUGGAGCUGGGAAUUGGUUGGGAAAGCCCAGCAAAGCUGGAGUUGGGUGUCCAUGGGGGGGAAUUUCGGGCUGUGCCACCACUUUGGGUCAUCUCUUGGUGUGACCGUGGAUGGUCACGGGUUCCUGCGUUGGGUGGGGUGGAACAGGACAGCAGGGCCAGGCUAGGAGGGGCAUCUCCUGUCCCCAGCGUGACCACAGGGAGUGGUGGCAGUCCCCAGCCCAUCCCGGUGGUAUCCAGGUGUUAUUUCCAUGUGUCCAGCUGCUCCCCAGCCACCACCUUUCCCACGCACAGGCGUGCGCCAGAGGCUGCUUAAUUACAGCAAUUUCCAAAUUGCUGUUGUGGGAUUGACUUCAUUGGAAAGAGUUAAAAUGUUUAGCUUGAUUGAACAUCUGCUACCCUUAAUUCCGAGUUUAUUUAAGGGGAGCUUUGGCUGCUGUGGCAGGGAUGUGCCUGGAUUUCGUUAUCUCCAUGUGCUCACAGUGCUGGGCACAGCCCAGCCCUGCUCUCCCCAUCCCAUAAAACCAGCGGGAUGUGGUGUCCCCCACUUCCUCAGCCAGUGUCCCUGGGCUGGCACUGUCCCCACUGUGGUGGCACAGGAGCUUCUUGGUUGAUUUUUUCCUGAUCCAUAUGUGGAUAGAGCCAGGAUUGGUAUCCCAGCACCACAGGGAGCUUCCUGAGCCUUCCCAAUCCCUGUCCAGGGAGCACAGGGAGCCUCCUGAGCCUUCCCAAUCCCUGUCCAGGGAGUGCAGGGAGCUUCCUGAGCCUUCCCAAUCCCAACCCCCUCCCCAGCCUGUCCCAGGCCUCGUGUCUCCGAGGGGAGGGAGACCCAGAGGGGACCAUGCCAGCACAGUCUUGUUUGGAUGCACUUCAAAGCACAUCACCAAAUUCUUUCCAGAGGAUGUGUGGAGUA
This is a messenger RNA of Motacilla alba alba, 3402 nucleotides long. It is a transcript of the gene WSCD2, whose product is annotated as WSC domain containing 2. The record is from RefSeq and is a predicted model, not a curated record. The transcript is spliced from 9 exons. The coding region runs from base 1112 to 2656 and encodes 514 amino acids. Lineage: Eukaryota; Metazoa; Chordata; Aves; Passeriformes; Motacillidae.